This is a messenger RNA of Micromonas pusilla CCMP1545, 1008 nucleotides long. RefSeq lists its product as uncharacterized. Bases 1 to 1008 code for a protein of 335 amino acids. The record is from RefSeq and is a predicted model, not a curated record. The transcript has a single exon. NCBI's taxonomy places the organism in Eukaryota, Viridiplantae, Chlorophyta, Mamiellophyceae, Mamiellales, Mamiellaceae.
AUGAGCGCACUCGCGGGAGCACCGACGCCGGCGACGACGGCGAAGGCGAGGGUCGCGCCCCGCGCGAGGGUCUCGCGCGCGCGCGCGUUCGUCGCCCGAGACGGUGCCGACUACGAUUUCGAUCGACGCGCCGCGCUGCUCGCGGGCGGGCUCCUCGCGUCGACGCUCGCGCUUCCCGAGCCCGCCGCGCUCGCUGCGUCGACGUCGCUCGCCGAGCGCGUCGAGCGACGAGACUUAUCGAAGCCGGUGUUCAACAAAGCGCGCCCGGGGCCGACGCGCUUCCCGGACUGGCUCGAAGGCACGUGGCGAUGCACGUCCACGUUCGAAGGGUUCGACUUCCCGUCGAAGAACAUCAACAAGAAUGCGCUCCUGAAGGAGCCCACGGUGCCGGGGUUCCAGAAGAUGAGCCUCGUGUACGUCCCAGACGUCGGGACGUCGGACGUGGAGUACCUCGUGCGUUUCGUUCGCGCGAACGACGGCGACGGCGGCGUGUGUGAGGACAGAGUCUUCAAUCUAAAAUCGAUCGUGGACGCGUAUCUCAAGAGACCAGACGCGGUCGAGGCCGUGGAGUACGACGCCGCGUCGGACGCGAACAGGGUGACCGUGCGCCUCGCGCCCGGGGUGUCGAACAACGCGGAGAGGAUCGAACUGUUCAGCAACGCGAGGGAGAGCGAGACGAGAGCGAGUGACGGGACGUUUUUCGCCGCCGAGGCGCUGCGGCAGGUGACGUUGGGAUACUCCAAGGACUACAACAAGGCCAGGGUCGUGAACACGGACUAUCAGCACGUGUGGAGCUACACGCCGACGUACGAGAGCGACGGAUCGAUACGACGCGUGAGGUGCGCGCUGUCCACCGCGGGGUAUAUCCAACCUUCGGACGCGAUGCGACUCACGGCGAUGCCAAACCUAGGAGGCGGCGCUCCGGUGCCGUCGAUGGGGAACAUGGGAAACGCGUCGUUCGAGCCCGCGGUUCUGUACAGUCACACGAUCGUCAUGGAGCGCGUGUGA